This is a messenger RNA of Myzus persicae (green peach aphid), 468 nucleotides long. RefSeq names its product transcription factor Adf-1-like. Bases 1 to 468 code for a protein of 155 amino acids. Gene Ontology annotation, biological process: regulation of transcription by RNA polymerase II. The transcript has 4 exons. Gene Ontology annotation, cellular component: nucleus; transcription regulator complex. The record is from RefSeq and is a predicted model, not a curated record. Lineage: Eukaryota; Metazoa; Arthropoda; Insecta; Hemiptera; Aphididae.
AUGGCGUCAAAAUUAGUAUUUUCUCCAUCGGAGGAUGAAAUUCUUAUUGAAGAAGUACAGGCCAAUUCUAUUUUGUAUGAUUUGGCCGAUGCUAAUUACAAAAACAUUAUUAUGAAGGAUAAUAUCUGGAAGGAAAUAUCCCUCAAGAUUGGAAAAUCUGUAGACGAUACAAAAAAGCGCUGGAAGAACAUUCGCGAUUCAUAUUCCAGAAACAAGAGAAAGCCGGGAACAGGAUCAGCAGCGACUAAAAAAAAAUGGAACUUGGCACCUCACCUUAGUUUUUUGGAUCGAGUUGAAUAUGAGCGAGCAUCGACUUCCAACGUCACUGAGGUUCAAGAAAUGGAUACCACUCACAAUGAAGAAAAAAAUGACGAGGUUAAAAACUUGGCUGAGAUCAAAAAUGGGCCAGGAUCGGCUUACAGGGUUGGCAUUAUUAAACAUUCACAGAUCUAUAGAAAUAAAUGUUGA